AUGUCGUUAGUUGUCCAAGAAGACGGUUCGUUCCAGCACAUCUUGCGUUUGUUGAACACCAACAUUGAUGGUAGAAUCAAGAUCAUGUACGCCUUGACCAAGAUCAGAGGUGUGGGCAGAAGAUACUCCAACUUGGUGUGCAAGAAGGCCGACGUUGACUUGAAGAAGCGUGCCGGUGAGUUGACCCAGGAAGAGUUGGAGAGAGUUGUCACCAUCAUGCAAAACCCAACCCACUACAAGAUCCCAGCUUGGUUCUUGAACAGACAGAAGGACCAGGUUGACGGCAAGGACUACCAUGUCUUGGCCAACAACAUGGAGUCCAAGUUGAGAGACGACUUGGAGAGAUUGAAGAAGAUCAGAGCUCACAGAGGUAUCAGACACUUCUGGGGUUUGAAGGUGAGAGGUCAGCACACCAAGACCACCUCUCGUGGUCGUUAA
Candidozyma auris is the source of this 438-nucleotide messenger RNA. RefSeq names its product 40S ribosomal protein uS13 (gene RPS18). Gene Ontology annotation, molecular function: RNA binding; structural constituent of ribosome. The record is from RefSeq and is a predicted model, not a curated record. NCBI's taxonomy places the organism in Eukaryota, Fungi, Ascomycota, Pichiomycetes, Serinales, Metschnikowiaceae. Gene Ontology annotation, biological process: translation. Gene Ontology annotation, cellular component: small ribosomal subunit; cytosol; ribosome. The transcript has a single exon. The coding region runs from base 1 to 438 and encodes 145 amino acids.